UCAACAAUAACCAAAAAGUUGGCUUGGAUGGGUAGCGUUUUUCAGCGUUGAUUCGAAAGUAAUUUAAUUAACUAGUUGAAGUAAAGUUCUAAAUGUUGUAGUGAAUUCAGAUCUAGACCGGCGAUUCUAAAAAACCUCCAAAAUGGGGCGUCGUUCCAUCAAUACCACGAAAAGUGGUAAAUAUAUGAACCCGACGGAUCAAGCAAGAAAGGAAGCCAGGAAAAAAGAGUUGAAGAAGAAUAAGAGGCAAAGACAGAUGGUUCGAGCAGCAGUUUUAAAAAUGAAAGAUCCAACACAAAUUUUAGAAGAACUUCAAAAGAUUGAUGAAAUGGAGUAUAAUGUGCUUCAACCGUCUCCUCUUAACGAGAAGGUCCUCAAAGAGAAAAGAAAGAAAUUGAGGGAAACAUUUGAUAGGGUCCUCAAGAUGUAUGACAAAGAUGAUUCAGAGAAAUGGGUAGAGCUUAAGCGUCAAGAGAUGGAAUAUGAGAAAAGGAGAGCUCACUUGAUAUCUUAUUAUGAAUCUGUCAAACAUGCCCAAUCGGUUCAAGUUGAUGAUAUCCCCCUACCAACUCUACAAGUACCAGAAAAUGUCCUUUUUGGUAAUAUGCCAUCACAAAUACCUCUGCCACUGGACUCUGCUCAUCCACUGAUACCUGUCAAGCCUAUUUUAAAGAAGGAUUCUGCGUAUAAAGAACGCCCUCUAGGAAUAGAGCCUCCGGGCGUGCCACCCGGCCCGCCGCCUGACUUCGCGCUGCUAGUGGAAGAGAUAAAGACAAAAUCUAAGGACAAAGAGAAAAAGACCAUUCGCUUCAUGGACAUGGCUGACGAAGGACCGCCGGGAACAUGUUCGAAACCAUUACCUCAAACUGUUCAACAGCACCAGCCCCCAAUAGAGGACGGCGAGCCUAUGGACGAAGACGAGCGUCCCACCAGCCCCCCCGGGGUCUCAGCCACCCCGGCGCCAAAGCCUACGUCACUACAGCAAAGAAUGUUGGCGCUGUCUGGACAGAAUAUAGACGACUUUAUGAAAGAGAUGGAAGAGGUGCAUAGGAAGAGGGAAAGGGACAGAGCAGCGGAUCUGAAUGCAAGACUGAGCGCGCUAAAACGCAGCACUGGCGGGCGCGAUAGCGACUCCGACAGCGAUACAGAGGGCGCGCCGCCGCCACUCAUGCCGCACGAGUUCGGGCCGCUCGAGCCGCCCGGCGUCGAGCUGAGGCAGAUGCCGCCGCCGCUGCUGCCGCCCGGCAGCCUGCCGCCAGGUCUCCGCCCACCUCCUCUCCGUGCACCAUUAGGGCCGCCGCCUCUCCGGCUGCCCCCCGGGCCCCCCGCGGGCCGGCCCCCGGCGCCCCCGGGGCCCCCGCCCGGCCUUCCCCCGCGCGGCAUGCUGCGCCCCCCCGGCCCCCCGCCUGGGGCCCCCCCUCGUCUGUUGAGGCCCCUCGUCCCGCCCCCGCCGCCUAAAGCGAUGCCCCCGGUAUCUGUGUUGUCGGCCGCACCGCAGCUUAUACCAAAGAAGGAUGGACCACAAGGUGCAACAAUAUCAGCCAAGCCGCAAAUCCGCAACUUAUCAGCUGACGUGACCAGAUUCGUGCCUUCGGCUCUGCGUGUGAAACGCGAAGACAAGAAGUCUAAACCUACCAAGACGGGUGCCUUACUUCGGCCAACUGAGAUGCCAAAACAAGCGCCAAGCAAAGACGACGCGUACAUGCAAUUCAUGAAGGAAAUGGAGGGACUGUUAUAGCUUGUAAGUGUAUAUACAAUUGGUAGAUAUUAAAUUACGUGCUCAUGA
This is a messenger RNA of Ostrinia nubilalis (European corn borer), 1786 nucleotides long. RefSeq names its product WW domain-binding protein 11. The coding region runs from base 143 to 1738 and encodes 531 amino acids. The transcript is spliced from 10 exons. NCBI's taxonomy places the organism in Eukaryota, Metazoa, Arthropoda, Insecta, Lepidoptera, Crambidae. Gene Ontology annotation, biological process: RNA processing. Gene Ontology annotation, cellular component: spliceosomal complex. The record is from RefSeq and is a predicted model, not a curated record.